Messenger RNA from Saprolegnia parasitica CBS 223.65, 444 nucleotides. RefSeq lists its product as hypothetical. The annotation marks the transcript as partial. The transcript is spliced from 2 exons. Lineage: Eukaryota; Oomycota; Saprolegniomycetes; Saprolegniales; Saprolegniaceae. The record is from RefSeq and is a predicted model, not a curated record.
GCAUCCCCAAGACGACGAUUCAAACCGCGGACAGAGCGAAGGUGCUUCCUACCACCGUCGACGCCAACCCACGACGCCCAAGCCACUGGCUACACGCCCAGCGAGCUCAAAGCACAAGUCGACGACAUUGGUGCCAUUGCUCGAGCGCCGGCCACCGCAAGCGACCCAAGCCCCUUGGAGCCCGCAUCACCCAACGACGCAUCGUCACUACCGUUAGCACCGCCCGAGGGCUCAUCCGUUCUGCCCAGCGUCUUCAAGCAGCAGUUCCACGACCGUGGCACCCCCGGGAACGCACCCAAGAGUCGCAUCCGCCGGCGAUUCCAGUCCACCGACUUGAGCCACGGGGUUGCUGAUGGUAGUACUGGUACCGUGGCACCGUUCACCUUCUCAGCACCGGCACGCAGCGACAUAUCUCGCGUACUGUACCCGGCCGAUGAGCAAGCG